Messenger RNA from Priapulus caudatus, 930 nucleotides. The record is from the annotation of a RefSeq genome assembly. Lineage: Eukaryota; Metazoa; Priapulida; Priapulimorpha; Priapulimorphida; Priapulidae.
AUGUUAGUUAAUUAUAUUAUUUUGACAAUUUGUGUUCUUAUUGCUGUAGCUUUUUUUACUUUACUUGAACGAAAGGUCUUAGGUUAUGCACAAUUACGAAAAGGGCCUAAUAAAGUUGGUUUUAUGGGUAUCCCCCAACCUCUAGCUGAUGCUGUUAAACUUUUUAUUAAAGAACUAACUUUACCUGUUGAAGCUAAUUUAUACGCAUAUUUUUUUGCUCCCGUUUUUAGUCUUUUUAUAUCUUUACUAAUAUGAAUUAUUUUUCCAUUAGAAUCUUUUGUUUUAAGUUUUGGGCUUGGAUUAGUGUUUUUUCUUUGUUGCACUAGAGUCAGCGUUUAUGGAACUUUAGUAGCAGGGUGGGCCUCUAACUCUAAAUAUGCUCUCUUAGGGGCCCUUCGGGCUGUUGCUCAAACAGUUUCUUAUGAAGUAAGUUUAGCUCUGGUUCUUUUAGGGGUAAUUUUAUUAACUUUCACUUUUUCUUGCCUAGGACAAGGAGCUUUUCAAUUUUUUACGUGGCAUUUCUUAAUUUUAGGUCCAUUAGGGUUGAUUUGGUUUGUUUCUUGUUUGGCUGAAACCAAUCGUGCUCCUUUUGAUUUUGCUGAAGGAGAAUCCGAAUUAGUUUCUGGAUUUAAUGUUGAAUAUAGAGGCGGGGGAUUUGCUCUUAUUUUUAUGGCGGAAUAUGGAAGAAUCAUUUUUAUGAGAUUUCUUAUGUGUUUAUUAUUUUUAGGGGGAAUGGUUGACAUAGUUUUUUAUGGUUUUAUUUUUAUUUUAAAACUUGGUUUAAUUUGUUUUUUAUUUUUAUGAGUUCGUGGGGCUUAUCCUCGUUUUCGUUAUGAUCAAUUAAUGUAUUUAGCAUGAAAGGUUUACUUACCUGUUGUAUUAAACUACUUCAUUUUAGUAAUCUGUUUUGUGACCUUGUUUUUAAAAUAA